Molecule: messenger RNA, 1008 nt
Organism: Periophthalmus magnuspinnatus
Lineage: Eukaryota; Metazoa; Chordata; Actinopteri; Gobiiformes; Gobiidae
Product: mitochondrial carnitine/acylcarnitine carrier protein
Exons: 9
Coding region: 78-983 (301 amino acids)
Biological process (GO): mitochondrial transport; carnitine transmembrane transport
Cellular component (GO): mitochondrial envelope
Molecular function (GO): O-acyl-L-carnitine transmembrane transporter activity
Source: RefSeq, a predicted model, not a curated record
CGGAGGGGACGCACCGGGACAUCGCGAGGGUCCUACCAAGAAAAGGCGCAGUUUGUCGGCCAUGAGGGACGGAGAGGAUGGAGCAGGAGAGGCUCGCCGCUGACCGAGUGUCCCCGCUAAAGAACUUCGUGGCCGGGGGAUUCGGAGGCGCCUGUCUGCUGCUGGCUGGACACCCGCUUGACACGAUCAAGGUGCGUCUGCAGACUCAGCCCAAAGCCGCUCAGUAUGUGCUCUACACCGGGACCUAUGACUGCUUCAGGAAGACCGUCUCCAAAGAGGGUCUGCUGGGCCUGUACAAAGGCAUGGGGGCUCCUCUGGCAGGCGUCGCUCCCAUGAUGGCCAUCAGCUUCUUCGGGUUUGGACUUGGCAAACAGCUGCAGCAGACCGAGCCCAACCAAACGCUCACACCCUCUCAGCUCUUCCUCUCGGGGUGUCUGGCAGGAGUUUUCACCACCGUCAUUGUCGCUCCUGGAGAAAGGAUCAAAUGUUUACUUCAGGUGCAGGCGAGCAGUGGACAGGUGAGGUACUCCGGGCCCCUGGACUGUGCCGUCAGACUGUACAAGGAACAUGGCAUCAGGAGUGUCUAUAAAGGGACUGUCCUCACUCUCAUCAGAGAUGUGCCUUCGAACGGCCUGUAUUUCCUCACUUAUGAAUACCUCAAGAACCUGCUGACUCCAGAGGGUCAAAGUGUGUCUGAACUGAGCACUCCAAAGAUCCUCUUGGCUGGGGGAGUGGCGGGAAUCCUGAACUGGACCAUUGCUCUACCUCCAGAUGUGCUCAAGUCCAACUUCCAGACAGCGGCGGAUGGGAAGUACAGUGGUCUGGUGGACGUGCUCAGGACUUUGCUGAAGGAGGAGGGGCCUAAAGCUCUGUAUAAAGGCUUCAACGCUGUUUUCCUGAGGGCCUUUCCUGCCAACGCUGCCUGUUUUCUUGGAUUUGAAGUGGCGUUAAAGGGUCUGAACUGGGCUGCUCCAAGCUGGUAGAUGCCACUGUGUGUGCACUCAACAC